AUGUUUUUAAAAAAUAUCUUUAUUGCUCUUGCUAUUGCUUUAUUAGCUGAUGCUACUCCAACAACUUUCAACAAUUCUCCAGGGUUUGUUGCUUUGAAUUUUGAUGUUAUCAAAACUCAUAAAAAUGUUACUGGUCCCCAAGGUGAAAUCAAUACCAACGUCAACGUCAAGAGACAAACUGUUCCAGUUAAAUUAAUUAAUGAACAAGUUAGUUAUGCUUCUGAUAUUACUGUUGGUUCCAAUAAACAAAAAUUAACUGUUGUUAUUGAUACUGGAUCAUCUGAUUUAUGGGUUCCUGAUUCUCAAGUUUCAUGUCAAGCUGGUCAAGGACAAGAUCCAAAUUUUUGUAAAAAUGAAGGAACUUAUUCCCCAAGUUCUUCAAGUAGUUCUCAAAAUUUGAAUAGUCCAUUUAGUAUUGAAUAUGGUGAUGGAACUACUUCACAAGGGACAUGGUAUAAAGAUACUAUUGGAUUUGGUGGUAUUUCUAUCACAAAGCAACAAUUUGCCGAUGUUACUAGUACAUCAGUUGAUCAAGGGAUUUUAGGGAUUGGUUAUAAAACUCAUGAAGCUGAAGGUAAUUAUGAUAAUGUUCCUGUGACUUUAAAAAAUCAAGGAAUUAUUUCUAAAAAUGCUUAUUCACUUUAUCUUAAUUCAAGACAAGCCACUAGUGGACAAAUUAUUUUUGGUGGUGUUGAUAAUGCUAAAUAUAGUGGGACAUUGAUUGCUUUACCAGUUACUUCUGAUAAUGAAUUAAGAAUUCAUUUGAAUACUGUAAAAGUUGCUGGACAAUCCAUUAAUGCUGAUGUUGAUGUUUUGUUGGAUUCAGGUACUACCAUUACUUAUUUACAACAAGGUGUUGCUGAUCAAGUGAUUAGUGCUUUUAAUGGUCAAGAAACUUAUGAUGCUAAUGGUAAUCUUUUCUAUCUUGUUGAUUGUAAUUUGUCAGGAUCAGUUGAUUUUGCUUUUGAUAAAAAUGCUAAAAUUUCCGUUCCAGCUUCUGAAUUUACUGCUCCAUUAUACACUGAAGAUGGUCAAGUUUAUGAUCAAUGUCAACUUCUUUUUGGAACUAGUGAUUAUAACAUUCUUGGUGAUAAUUUCUUGAGAUCAGCCUAUAUUGUUUAUGAUUUGGAUGAUAAUGAAAUUUCAUUAGCUCAAGUUAAGUAUACUACUGCUUCUAACAUUGCUGCUCUUACUUAG
This is a messenger RNA of Candida albicans SC5314, 1197 nucleotides long. RefSeq names its product aspartyl protease SAP3 (gene SAP3). Bases 1 to 1197 code for a protein of 398 amino acids. The record is from RefSeq and is a predicted model, not a curated record. Gene Ontology annotation, biological process: proteolysis. The transcript has a single exon. Gene Ontology annotation, molecular function: aspartic-type endopeptidase activity. Lineage: Eukaryota; Fungi; Ascomycota; Pichiomycetes; Serinales; Debaryomycetaceae.